UCACAAAGUGCGCAACUAAUAUGAGGUUUAAUAUAUUUUUGAUUUCGCUAGUGUUUUUGUGUAUCAUCAUAGAAAAUUGGUGUGCUCCAGUAGAUGAAGUCGGAAAUAAAAAUGGAAGAAAACAGAAACCAGUUCUUUACCGGCGUCUUGUGCAUCGUCGGCCAACAACUUAUGGAGAUGAUGAGUACAUGGACAAUUUAAUGGAAAUUUUCUAUACACGCAACAAGCCACCCAAACCAUAUUUUAAUAAUGACGACAUUGACAAGAUCAUAGCGUGUGACUUUGAGCCUUGGUUAGAAGGGUGUGAAGAAUUUGUACAAUCACCGAAGCCAACCCUAAAACCACAAAAACCAAAUAAAAAAAAUAAUCAUGAGGUAACUGAUGAGGAGAUGGAAAAAAUGAUACGUUGCGAUUUCGAACCAUAUUGGGAUGAUUGUAAAGAAUUAUCACCAAAUGAAGAACCAAAAACUACAACUCUCCAACCAAUCUUUAUAACAUCAACAACAACUUACCAACCAAAAACUACUUCCACAGAACCAGAUACAGAAUUUAUAACUUCGACAUCUCCGGGGGUUUUAGUGACAACAAUAUCAACAACAUCUACCAUAGCUCCAGAAACAUCAACCAUGUCCACAAGUAUUACUUCAACCCCAAGCGAAAUUUCAACAACUAUAACAACAUCUACAACUUUAAGAAGUGUGGAUUCAAGGGAAACUGUAAGCACCACAACUGAUGAAGAUUUGCCAUUUUUACCAGAUAUACCGGUUUCGCGGGAGAAUCAAAAUAACGAAACUAUAGAGAGUCCUCAUAAUAAUGAUACUGAGAUUGAUGUUGAAAAUGAAGUGAAUGAUAAUAAUGAGAACGAUGAAUAUCUCACAGAUUUUAAUAAAGAUUAUAAAGACAACGAUACUGAAACAAUAAAUAAUAAUGACGCAGAAAAUGUCGAUAAUGAUGUUGAUAACGAUAUAAUUGAGGAAAAUAAUGAAGAUAACGAAAUAUAUAAAGAUGAUGAAUAUAAUGUGCUAUCAAAUGAUGAUGAAUUCUAAAUAAAAUCAAUAAAAUAAAAUAAAUAAAAUAAGUUUUAAGCUUUUGAUGGCAUAAAGUUAAUACCUCAUAUAGGUAUAUACGUUAUAUGUUUUAGUUCCAAA
Teleopsis dalmanni is the source of this 1148-nucleotide messenger RNA. Its product is annotated as myb-like protein P. The coding region runs from base 21 to 1046 and encodes 341 amino acids. The record is from RefSeq and is a predicted model, not a curated record. The transcript is spliced from 3 exons. Lineage: Eukaryota; Metazoa; Arthropoda; Insecta; Diptera; Diopsidae.